Molecule: messenger RNA, 1218 nt
Organism: Solea solea (common sole)
Lineage: Eukaryota; Metazoa; Chordata; Actinopteri; Pleuronectiformes; Soleidae
Gene: fis1
Product: fission, mitochondrial 1
Exons: 5
Coding region: 29-544 (171 amino acids)
Biological process (GO): mitochondrial fission; mitochondrial fragmentation involved in apoptotic process; peroxisome fission
Cellular component (GO): mitochondrial outer membrane; peroxisomal membrane
Molecular function (GO): protein binding
Source: RefSeq, a predicted model, not a curated record
AAAAAAAAAAAAAAAAAACAACGAAACGAUGAUGUCACGUGUGAAAAAGUGGGUGGGUCUUCCUUCUGUAUCCGGAAACAUGGAGGCGGUUGUGAGUGAUGUCGUCGCUCCUGAGGACCUUUCUAAAUUUGAGAAGAAAUACAACAGUGAGCUGGCGAAGGGAGCCGUCUCUAAAGAAACCAAGUUUGAAUUUGCUUGGUGCCUGAUCCGGAGUAAAUUCUCACAUGAGAUCAAGAAGGGCAUUGCACUGUUGGAAGAGCUUGUUCAAAAGGCAUCAAAGGACGACUCGCGGGACUUCCUGUUCUACCUUGCAGUGGCCAACUACAGACUCAAAGACUAUGAGAAAGCCCUGAAAUACAUCCGGACUCUCCUUAAGAACGAGCCGGGGAACAAACAGGCUCAGGAGCUGGAGAAACUCAUCGAAAAAGCGUUAAAAAAAGACGGCUUGGUUGGCAUGGCGAUCGUCGGGGGAAUCGGCCUCGGCAUGGCCGGUAUAGCAGGACUCAUUGGUUUGGCCGUGUCAAAGGGAGCUGCCAAAUCCUAACGUGGACAUGAGAUGAUGUGUUUUUAUUUUGCUGGACUCAUACACUGACUCUUUUCUGCAUAAAAAUAUAAUAAGUUAAGUAAAGAGAACUUGGAAGGAUAUAACAUUAUGGUUUGAUGUGCCAGUGAUUAACCUGUUUCCAGAUUUAACAGGGUUGAAAUUCACAAUUCAUAAAAUAUUAUUUUGCUCCUCACAGGCUGUCGCAUGCCGCUUUUGUAAUACAUGUGUAAAUAAAUUAGAAUAGACAAAGUGCAGUGCAGUCCAUGUCAUUAUGUCAGUUUGCCUCAAAUUCCUAAGUUGACAUUUUAUAUAACUGAAAUCUUUGUAAGAAAUCAGGAGUGGUUCUGUGUCGAUCUUUAUCAUUACUUUUGACUUAACCAAUGGUAAAGGGAAGUGUCGGCCGUGCAGGAGAAAGUGUGGCUUGUUAUGAUGAAAGGAACAGAUUCUUUUGCAGGUGAGCUGAUGGUAUCAUACUACACUACUGUGAGAGAAGUGCUGCUGCGAGACCAGUGCUUUCUUUUCAAUUACACCAAAUACAUCUUAAGGUUAAGGGAAGCCAAGAACUUAUUGGACACUAAUACAUUUUUGUCCUUUAAUAUGCAGCAUUUAAAAAUGUCAAAUAUGUAUCUGUCGUGCACUUAUUAAAUAAACGAAAUGAUUUUGACCUGGGAAAA